This is a messenger RNA of Dothidotthia symphoricarpi CBS 119687, 947 nucleotides long. RefSeq lists its product as uncharacterized. The transcript has a single exon. Bases 18 to 662 code for a protein of 214 amino acids. NCBI's taxonomy places the organism in Eukaryota, Fungi, Ascomycota, Dothideomycetes, Pleosporales, Dothidotthiaceae. The record is from RefSeq and is a predicted model, not a curated record.
CCCACCACAACGCAAGCAUGACCUCACACAACACAAACGACAGCCAAAACCCGUGGGAAGACGAGCCCGGCCACCACGGCGGCUUCCAAAACCAAACCCACAACUCAUACCACGCCUACGAAGACCAGACACGCGCCCAACCCCACACAUCGCCCUACCAGCCCACGUCCCCACCUCAGCAGACCUCGCCCUACCAACCAACCACGACCCCCUCCUACCAAGAGUCCGCACACCACGAAUACCAGCCCCCAAACCAUCCCCCACCAAACUUCCAAGCCGCAUACUCGUCCCCCACGCAAACCCAAACCCAGCCCCACCAAACGCCCUUCCAGAACACGCCCGACUACGCCCCGCCCGCGCACAACGCACCCCAUCAAACUCCCACCUACGGCUCUGGCUUCGAAGACAAUGAGCGUCCCCCGACCCUGCCACCGCGCCGCUCGGCAACAGACCUCGCGCUGCCCACAGGCCACGACCGCACGCACCAGAUCGAAGUGAUGCAGAGCUACGAGGCGUCCGGGCGACGUGACGAGCAUGAUUUCAAUGUCGAGAUUCUGCAGCGCGAGUUUCCGAAGAUCGAUGGCAGUUUGAUAGCCGCGAUUUAUGGGGAUAGUAAGAGUUUGAGUGCGACGAGGGAGAUGUUGGGGGAGUUGGGAGGGUGAGAUUCCGAGGAGGGCAGGAAAAAUGUAGGUUAAGUAACGACAGUAUAUAUGACUGGUAUAGCACCGGAGAUGCUGAAUUAUGAACAAAUAUUUCAUUCGACUGUGCACGCUUUUUGUACAGUCUGCAACGCCUUAAUCCCCUAUGGUACGCCGGAAAACAGUGCGACUUCUACUCACAACGCCUGUAUCCCCUUGAAAAAGCCAUUCUCCUUCAACGCCUGAUUCUCGCCAACCAUCUCCUUCAUGCGCUCCACCUGCUGUUUCUUCGUCAACCCCUUACUCUGC